This is a messenger RNA of Oryzias latipes (Japanese medaka), 4390 nucleotides long. RefSeq names its product phospholipid-transporting ATPase ID. Gene Ontology annotation, biological process: Golgi organization; phospholipid translocation. The record is from RefSeq and is a predicted model, not a curated record. Gene Ontology annotation, molecular function: magnesium ion binding; ATPase-coupled intramembrane lipid carrier activity; ATP hydrolysis activity. NCBI's taxonomy places the organism in Eukaryota, Metazoa, Chordata, Actinopteri, Beloniformes, Adrianichthyidae. Gene Ontology annotation, cellular component: plasma membrane; trans-Golgi network.
CAAGCCCUGGGCUGAAACCCUGAGCUUGAGCAAACAGCCACGGGAUCACGCACCUUUUUAUUGGACCCAGAAACUGCGUUUUUCUCUCAUUACUUAAUUAUUUUUAGUUAAUCUUACCUUCAUUUUGUUUUCCAAUUGGAGGCAUAUUUUUUGCUUGUUGAUUGUUUUUGCUGAUUGUUUUUUGAAUGCCUGCACAAAGAAAGGCCUGGAUUUACCUUAUCAAAGACGGAAGCAAAGAAAGGGCGGCCACCUUUAGCUUUUUACCUCUAACAGUUUUUUAUGUGUGAAGAACUCAAAGAAAAUAUUUUUCCAAAUUCAAGGUGUUGAAGUGAAGGAUGGGAUCUGUACUUUCUUACUUUUGCAACUUGAAUACGAAAGAGAAAAAACAAGAGGAAGAACGAGUCCUGCGAGCCAAUGACAGAGGAUUCAACCUGUCUUUCCAGUAUGCUAACAAUGCCAUCAGAACCUCCAAAUACAACAUUUUUACUUUUUUGCCUCUUAACCUUUUCGAGCAAUUCAGGAGGCUUGCUAAUGCCUACUUCCUCUUCCUGCUCAUUCUUCAGAUGAUUCCGCAAGUGUCCUCUCUGUCCUGGUUCACUACAGCUGUACCGUUGGCUAUUGUGCUGUCUAUAACAGCAGCCAAAGACGCCAGUGAUGAUAUAAACAGACAUAAAUGUGACAAACAAGUCAAUAACCGUGAAGUGGAGGUCCUCAUUGAUGGAGAACUGAAGAAAGAAAAAUGGAUGGAUGUUCAAGUUGGAGACAUAAUAAAACUGGAGAACAAUGAGUUUGUCACAGCAGACCUCUUGCUGCUGUCUAGCAGUGAGCCUCUCAAUCUGGUCUAUGUGGAAACAGCUGAGUUAGAUGGUGAAACAAACCUGAAAGUGAAACAGGCCCUGACUGUAACUGGAGAGAUGGGGGACAGCACUGAGGCACUUGCUUCUUUUAAUGGUGAAGUGCUAUGCGAGCCUCCCAAUAACUGCUUGGACAAAUUCAAAGGUACUUUGACUGUGAAUGGACAAGCCUACAGUCUGGACAAUGACAAAGUGCUGCUCAGAGGAUGUACACUCAGGAACACAGAAUGGUGUUUUGGUCUGGUCUUGUUUGGAGGUCCUGACACCAAACUCAUGCAGAACUGCGGCAAAACAGUAUUUAAGCGCACAAGCAUUGAUCAUCUGAUGAACAUCCUCGUGUUGGCUAUCUUUGGUUUUCUUGCAACAAUGUGCGCCAUUCUAUCCAUCUGCAAUGCAAUCUGGGAGGCAAAUGAAGGCUCUGCGUUCACAAUGUUUCUUCCUCGUGAACCAGGUGUGAGUGGUUCUCUUUCAUCCUUCCUCACCUUCUGGUCCUACGUCAUAGUCCUUAACACGGUGGUGCCCAUUUCUCUCUAUGUCAGCGUGGAGAUCAUCCGUCUUGGAAACAGUUUUUUCAUUGACUGGGACAGGAAGAUGUAUUAUCCUAAGAACGAUACACCUGCUCAAGCAAGAACCACCACGCUCAAUGAGGAGCUUGGCCAGAUUAAAUAUAUAUUUAGUGACAAAACGGGAACCCUGACGCAAAAUAUCAUGACCUUCAACAAGUGCUCCAUUAAUGGAAAAGCCUACGGUGAGCUGUGUGACUUUUCUGGACAGAGAUUAGAAACAACAGAGAAAACACCUAGAGUGGACUUCAGCUGGAAUCAGCUUGCAGAUUCGAAGUUCAUUUUCCACGAUCACAGUCUGGUGGAGACGGUGAAGGAAGGAAAUCCAGAGGCCCAUGCUUUCUUCCGUUUGCUAGCUUUGUGUCACACUGUCAUGCCAGAAGAAAAGAAGGAAGGGGAGCUGAUUUACCAGGCUCAGUCUCCCGAUGAGGGCGCGCUGGUGACAGCAGCGAGGAACUUUGGUUUUGUGUUCCGCUCUCGCACGCCAGAGUCCAUCACAGUGAUGGAGAUGGGCAGGAAAGUUGUGUAUGAGCUAGUAGCUGUCCUGGACUUCAACAAUAUUCGGAAAAGGAUGUCGGUGAUAGUAAGAAGCCCCGAAGGCAAGACAACGCUUUACUGCAAAGGAGCAGAUACCAUCAUCUAUGAAAGACUGCACCCCUCCUGCAGCAACCUGAUGAAGGUCACGACUGAUCACCUCAAUAUGUAUGCUGGUGAUGGCCUGCGCACUCUGGUUCUGGCCUUCAAGAAUUUAGAAGAGAACUACAUGGAGGAGUGGAGGAAGCGCCACAAUGAGGCCAGCACUGCCAUGGAGGGCCGAGAGGAGAGACUUGAGGAACUUUAUGAAGAAAUUGAGAAAGACAUGACUCUGCUGGGAGCAACAGCUGUGGAGGACAAGCUGCAAGAUGGUGUGCCACAGACCAUUGAGCAAUUGGCCAAAGCUGACAUAAAAAUCUGGGUGUUGACUGGAGACAAGCAAGAAACUGCGGAAAACAUAGGCUAUUCUUGCAACAUACUAAGAGAAGAAAUGAAUGAAGUCUUCAUUGUUGCAGCCAAUACUGCCGAAGGAGUGCGAAAAGAACUACAAAGUGCAAGAAGAAAAAUGUGUCCGGAUGCUGCAGAAGAACCAUCUGUGAUCAAGGCUCGUGCUGGUUUGUUCUGGCUUAAGAAGACACAGACUGUGCAAGAUGAGAAAGUGAAUGGAGAAUAUGCCAUGUUAAUAAACGGACACAGUUUGGCCUUUGCACUGGAGGAGGAUUUGGAGCUGGAGCUGCUCAGGACAGUGUGCAUGUGCCAGACGGUGAUUUGCUGCAGAGUUACCCCACUGCAAAAGGCUCAAGUGGUUCAGCUCGUCAAGAAAUACAAGCAGGCUGUCACCCUUGCUAUUGGAGAUGGAGCCAAUGAUGUGAGCAUGAUCAAAGCUGCCCAUAUUGGUGUGGGCAUCAGUGGUCAGGAGGGUAUGCAGGCAGUUCUCUCCAGUGAUUUCUCCUUUGCUCAGUUCCGAUACCUCCAGCGGCUCUUGUUGGUGCACGGUCGUUGGUCUUAUCUCCGCAUGUGCAAGUUCCUAAGAUACUUUUUCUACAAGAACUUCACUUUCACCUUUGUGCACUUCUGGUAUGCGUUCUUCUGUGGCUUCUCUGCACAGACUGUUUAUGACGAGUGGUUCAUCACCUUGUAUAACACUGUUUACACUUCACUUCCUGUUCUUGCUCUCAGCCUCUUUGACCAGGAUGUAAAUGACCGCUGGAGCUUCCAGCAUCCGCAGCUCUACGCUCCAGGCCAACAAAACCUGUACUUUAGUAAAAAGGCCUUUGUGAACCUCACGGUAUUGAGCUGCUACAGCUCCUUAGUGCUCUUCUUUGUUCCCUGGGCAGCCAUACACGACACAGUCAGAGAUGACGGCAAAGACAUAGCGGAUUAUCAGUCGUUUGCUUUGUUUGCACAGACAUGUCUGCUAAUAGUUGUCAGCAUACAGAUGUGUCUGGACACAUAUCACUGGACAGCUGUGAACAACUUGUUUAUAUGGGGCAGCCUCGCUGCCUACUUUGCUGUAACAUUCACCAUGUACAGCAAUGGCAUUUUUGUCAUCAUCCCCUCUGCUUUUCCCUUCGUAGGCACAGAAAGAAACACUCUGAACCUCCCAAAUGUUUGGCUGACCAUCGUCCUGACAUCCCUCCUCUGCAUCCUUCCUGUGGUGGCUUAUCGCUUCAUUUUAAUGCAGAUUCGACCAACCAUUAAUGACAAGGUGAGACACAGGGCACGAAAGGAGCUGCCGCCGACACCCUCUCUUCAUCGACCAGUCCGACGUGUCAGCACCCGUCGGUCAGGCUACGCCUUCUCCCACUCUAAGGGUUAUGGUGACCUAGUGACUUCUCAGAGGUUCCUGAUAAUGCGACCUGUGAAGAGUCAAGCAAUGCGGUUCUCUCAUAUAGCCCCAACUGAAAGUUAGGUGGAGCAACACCGAACCAUAACCCAUGAGCCUUGCAGACGUUCUAGUGUUAUCACACUGAGAAAUGAUAAGGUUUCCUCUGACUGGAUUCACUGACCUUUUCAAGCUUUCUAUAAUCCAACAAAAUAAUUUUUAGGUAAUUGUUCCAUCCAUGCCUAUACAUGGUUUAUUAUCCAAGAGUGGUGUACAAUUCCAUUUACAGAAGCAAAGUCUAUUUGAUUUUAAUGGGACAGCUGAAAAUAAACUCCCUCACCUAUUUAAACAGCCUUGUCACAGCUAAUGAUUACUUUUAAUAAUUUCACUUAAAGACCCAAGAAAUUCAUCUUUUGAUCUGUUUUAAAAACUUUUUAAUAAGGAUUAUGACCUUCUUAACCAAAAUCAUAUGACUUGUGUUGUAUCCUUGGACAUCGUUUCUGCAGAGUGGCAGGAGUUCAUUACAAAGUCUAAGGCUGUGGGGGGGUUGUGUUGAUUUCAAUUAUCAUUUGUAUUAAAAAAAAAAUGUUAUAAAAAGAAACCUUGUUCCUUUU